Messenger RNA from Metarhizium acridum CQMa 102, 918 nucleotides. It is a transcript of the gene OTU2, whose product is annotated as OTU protein. The record is from RefSeq and is a predicted model, not a curated record. Gene Ontology annotation, biological process: protein deubiquitination. Gene Ontology annotation, molecular function: cysteine-type deubiquitinase activity. NCBI's taxonomy places the organism in Eukaryota, Fungi, Ascomycota, Sordariomycetes, Hypocreales, Clavicipitaceae.
AUGGAAGGCGAGUCUCUGGAUCAGAUGACGGCCCGCCACCGGCGUGAGCUCAAAGACCUCCAAGGCCGGAUCACCAGCAAAAAGAAGAAUGCCACCAAGAAGACGCGCAAGGGCGUCAACGACGAAUGCUCUGAAAUGGAGCGGCAAUUAAGAGAGAAGCAAGCCGCCGAAGUUGCUUCCCUCGACAGCACACCACACGACGUCGGGCCCGAACACGACGACAACAACAACAGCAACAGCAACAACGAAGCCAACGGACUGGAGCGGGCGGCAGCAGAGGCAGAUGACGAGACAAUAGGCACAGCAGUGGACAAGAUGAGAUUGAACAGCGACGCGCCGGCGGCACCGGGCAAGAAGCGGAACCGGCAAAAGGAACGUCUCGCGCGGCGGGCAGCCGAGCAGGAGGCCGCGGCCCAGCAGGCGGAGGAGGAGGCGUCGGGCAUGACGGACCACCGGGCCAGGGAGAGCGAGUACAUGAAGAAGACGUUUGCGGCCCACGGCCUCGUGGAGAAGGACAUUGAGCCGGACGGGCACUGCCUGUUCUCGGCGGUGGCGGACCAGCUGUCGCAGAAUGGGAUCCCGACGGGCCGUACGGACGCGAGCGAGCCCGAGUACAGGACGGUGCGGCGGGCGGCGGCGGCGUACAUGGGCGACAACGGGGAUGACUUCGCGCCCUUUUUGGAGGGCGAUUUGGAGAGUCAUCUCGCCAAGGUGCGUGACACGGCCGAGUGGGGGGGACAGCUGGAGCUCAUGGCGCUGGCCAGGCGGUACGGCGCCGAGAUCCGGGUGGUGCAGGACGGGAGGAUGGAGAGGAUCGGGGAGGAGGAGGGCGCGCAGACGGGCAGGGUGCUGUGGCUGGCGUAUUAUCGCCACGGCUAUGGGCUGGGCGAGCAUUACAAUUCUCUGAGGAGGAAGUGA